UUGUCAAGCUCUUGCCAAGAAUGUAAGGCCAGUCUAUCAAGGCCCAAGAAGCCACAUGAAACCUUGAGGCCUGGAAAGCGCACUUGCAAUUCUUCGCCCGUGCUGGCUUUCUUCCCUCACUCUUUGGAGAAGCUUGUUCCAUCCACAAGGGUCUCAAAGUUUCAGAGUGAAGGCAGUGAGCCACUGAGCCCAGAGCUAAGGACCAAGUUCAUCAUGGGUUUUGAGGACAUCUAUCUAUGGAAAGACCCCCUGGUGUCGGGUCCCGUCUUUGGCGUCAUCCUGAUCACCCUCAUCUCCACUUGCUACUACUCCACCGUGAGUGUGGUGGCCUAUUCUGGCCUCUUCAUCCUCGGCACCAUGGUGGGUCUCAAGCUUUACGUCUAUGUCAUGAACAAUCUCUUGAAGAAGAACGUUGAAGAUCCCAUCCAGAAGUACUCGAGCGUGGACACCUCCAUUUCUCAAGAUAAGGUAAACAGUGUGGCUUCGUGUAUGGGCGACAAGCUGAACACGGCCGUGACCGAGAUCCGUCGUUUGGUCUUGGUGGAGAACAUGCUGGAUUCGGUCAAGUUUGGUCUGUCCUUGUGGUUUCUCACCUACAUUGGCAAUUGGUUCAAUGCCAUGACCUUAGUUAUCCUUGCCUGGGUGGCGCUUUUCACUGUGCCUAAGGUGUAUUUGAAUAAUAAGGCUGCCAUUGAUCCCAUCCUGGAGAAAGUUAAGGUUCAAUUGGAUGAGCUCCAAAGCAAAGUGGGUGGAUUCAUGCCCAAGAAAGCAGCCGAGGCUAAGAAGGAGGAAUAAAUCUGGGGCCGGUUCUGCUUACUCCAAAACUAUAGGUUCCCUUUCUCCUGGGAAUUGUUUUGUCUCAAGUCGUUUUCUAUUACACCAGCGAAUGAACUAGAAAAGAAAUCGAAGAAUCAUCCUUUUAGCCAGAUUUUCCAAUGACGGGCAUUGUUUUCCUGCUCUCUCUGAAAUUACUCAUGAAACCACUGAACUUAACCUCUUCCAGACAACAAUAGUGUCCGCCAUUUUCGAACUACCCUCUACCCUUUUUUUCAUCUACGAUUUCUUUUUGGAAAGGCGCCAAUUUCAAUGCCUUGAAUCCAGGUCGUCUACGGUUGUAAACACCACGCACUGUCGCUCGUGUUUUACAUUGGCCAAAAUGACAUGCACGUCUAGCAUCGUAUUCAUUAUUACCAUCAUCAAUAUCAUCAUUGUUAUCACCAUCACCGCCAUCAAGAAAAGCCACUACUUUCCCAAGCUUCGUGUAUGCGAGUGUGUGCGUGUGGAUUUUUGUCUUUCGAAUUCAAGUGAGCGUGUGUUUGAAUGUAAAAGCUCGAAAUCAUCUAACCCACCUUAAUUAUGAAUAAUCACCGAUUUUAUUAUUACAUGUACUAGUGUACCACCCAAAAGUUCAUGAGCGUGAUAUUUGUACUCGAACAAGACAAAACCAAAAAGGAAUUAAAAAAACCGCCAAACUUG
Messenger RNA from Tigriopus californicus, 1476 nucleotides. RefSeq names its product reticulon-1-A-like. The transcript is spliced from 4 exons. NCBI's taxonomy places the organism in Eukaryota, Metazoa, Arthropoda, Copepoda, Harpacticoida, Harpacticidae. The record is from RefSeq and is a predicted model, not a curated record. The coding region runs from base 214 to 795 and encodes 193 amino acids.